AUGCAGGGCAGUGUGGGUUCUCCAAACACUCCCUUCUUUCCUUCGUGGGACUGGAAGGGGCCCCCGGGGCCUCUGGAGCUCAGCCAGAAUUCCUCCCCACAGAGCCUGUCUCCGUCCCCUUCUUUUGAAUCCUUUGCCUCUUCCCCCUACCCCCUGGUUGUGGAGAUGACCUGUACCAACAGUAGCCAUGGCAACAGGGGUGACGGUGGCAGCAGCUUGAGGGGCUACCCCUUGAUGGAGUUGCCUUCCAUGCGUCUCCCAAGCCCUGGACAAGGAAAAGGUCCAAAGAGCUCCAAAGUCAGGAUGUCCGUUCAGCGCCGGAGGAAGGCCAGCGAAAGGGAGAAGCUGAGGAUGAGGACCCUGGCGGAGGCGCUCCACACGCUGCGCAACUACCUGCCUCCCGUCUACAGCCAAAGGGGCCAACCCCUCACCAAGAUACAGACCCUGAAAGGCACCAUCAAGUACAUCAGCGACCUCACAGACCUGCUGAACAAUGUCAAACCAGUUCAGAUGCCCUGA
Molecule: messenger RNA, 519 nt
Organism: Pogona vitticeps (central bearded dragon)
Lineage: Eukaryota; Metazoa; Chordata; Lepidosauria; Squamata; Agamidae
Source: RefSeq, a predicted model, not a curated record